Messenger RNA from Bolinopsis microptera, 7188 nucleotides. RefSeq names its product titin-like. NCBI's taxonomy places the organism in Eukaryota, Metazoa, Ctenophora, Tentaculata, Lobata, Bolinopsidae. The record is from RefSeq and is a predicted model, not a curated record. The coding region runs from base 1 to 7188 and encodes 2395 amino acids. The transcript has 44 exons.
AUGACUAUAACUGACCAAUAUGUAGUCUAUAACGUGACACUAACGUUACUGAACCUGAACUCUGAGUACCACGAUGGGCACUAUUUCUGUGGUCUUGGUGACGAGUGGAGCAGUAACCAUAUCAUGAUCAGUGUUAUAGGAGUAAACUUGAAUCAGCCGGAUCCAGUAAUGGUGGGUAAACCAGUAACACUGCAUUGUGUAGCAGAUAGUCCUGACGCAUUUACUGGUAACCCUGAGGUUAACUGGUUCUACGCACAUAACGGCUCUAAGUUCACCAACGGCAUCGAAUCUGGUACUAGCGGUCAACCCCUGAUAAGCAAAUACAAGAUAAAAUCAGUCAGUGUAGAUGACUGGGGACCGUAUCAGUGUAAGGGAACGUACAUUGGUAACCAGCCGGACACACACAAAUCCAACAUAGUCUACCUCUAUGUCAGAGGUUUCCUGGAGGAUCCUGUGAGCACGUACGCUAAGAUUGGAGCGACUGUGUCGAUAUCGUGCGUAGCAAUCGGAGAUCAGAUGGCUACCAUCACUUGGUUCGUCAACGGAACGAGAGCGAGCUCUGGUUUAGAGGCAAUAACGUACGAUGACACAUGGAAGAAGACAACAAACACGCUACAUUUCCCGUCCGCUUCAGAUUUCAGCAGCGGGACCUACAAGUGCCAAGCUUACUGGGGAGUAAACAAAACGGGGGAUAACGAGGUGUAUUCCAACGAUGCUGUGCUUCUCAUCAGAGAUGUUGGAGUGGAGAAGAACCCAGAAAAUCAGUACGUGACUCUGGGAUCUAACGCCGUGUUCUCCUGCGUUGCUACUGCUCCUCAAGGCGAAGCAAUUUCGUCAAUCACAUGGUUCAAGGAGGGGUCCUCCACCGUUAUCACUACCGGAAUUGCAGACGAUAAGAAAACAAGUGGAAACAGGACGACUACAAUGACCAUUUCUAAAGUGACAUUUGGAGAUGCUGGUGUUUAUUUCUGCAAAGUUCGGUACACGCGCGUGAGUGUUGGGGUUAUCCCCAGUCUUAGAGCGACCUUGUUCAUACGGGGUAUUAGUAAAGAUCCUGUCAACUCUUACGGUGUUGUGGGCGAGAAGUCCACUAUUUCUUGUACCAUCGGGGGAGACAAACCUGAAAAGGUGGUAUGGACGAAGGUGGCUGCCACAGGGAACACUCAACUCACAGAUUCCUCAAUAAUCAUCCAAUCUGUCUCCGGAUAUGACGAAAGCAAACAAACAAGUUUUGGAGUGCUGGCUUACACAAACCCGACCAUUGCAACUGACUCUGGUGAAUACUAUUGCACCGCAUUCUGGACCACUUCAACCACAACUCAGAUUAGCUCCAAUAAAGCUUUCUGGUCGUUGUAUGGUAUAGAGUUGAAGCCUGCUAUUGGAGUUCUAGACAGUACAGCCACUAUGACCUGCAAUGUUAAUGCGAUCAGUGACCCUGAUGCUAUUUCGUGGUACAGGCAGGGAAAUUACCUACCAGACCAGCCUGAGAAACCUAAAUACGAGACGUCAACCAAAUCAGCAGUCAGCAAAUACGUCAUAAAAAAAGCUGAUACAUUCGACUUUUCCUUCUACUCUUGUCAAGCUGCCUGGGACGGCUUCACAGUCCAAGCUAACUCCAAAACUGUGGAACUUCAACAGAUGAGGAUCCUAGCACCUGCAGACAGCAUUACCCGAGUAUUGGGUGGCACUGCUACCUUUGUCUUGUACGCCUCUCGAGCUCUCAAUGUGGUUAACGGAGCGGAACCUACUACGGAGUGGUCUGUGGGUGGAAUUAAGCGAACAUGGGCGGACGAUGCUCGGAUCAAGGAGACGAGGGAGUCAGAUGAAUACCUAGGAAUACCAGCGUGGAAAUAUACGUUAGUUAUCAACAAUCUCUCACUCUCAGAUCAUGGCACCUACGAGGUUAAAGUGCAAUAUGGAUCGGUUGGUUAUGUUACCUCUUCGCCAUCGAAUCUUUUUGUUGAGGGCAUCAAGAAUUCUGCCAUGACAAAGGAUGCUUACGGAGUUAAGGGUACUACUGUCACACUUGUUUGUGUUAUAGAAAAACAAAGCACCACAGCUGUUGAUUGGUACAAAAACGACACCAAACUCAGCUCCUCAAACAGCAAGACAACCACCUCAUACGCCGAUCAGUUGGUGACCAGUCAACUGGCCAUCUCCAAUCUCAACCCCAGCGACGUUGGGAAAUACCAGUGCUCGUACUUCUCUGAUCUUGACAAACAACGCAAGAAAUCCCAAGAGAUUACUCUUCAUCUUUAUGAUUUCCACAUUUCUCCCAAAUCACAAAACUACAUUCUGGGUUCAGUGAUCACCUUAACCUGCUCAGCUCCACAGUACCAAACUGAAGUUAUUCCCGAAGCUUCCUGGCUUCACAACGGGGAACAAUUUUUGAACAAAUACACAAGCAAAGGUGAAACAAUAACAGAGGGUUCUGCACGGUACAGACAAUUCACGAUCACCUGGACAGCAGAUAGCUUGGAUUACACUGGCCAGUACCAGUGUAACAUGACCUACAAUCCCCAUACUAUUGGACAGUUCGCCUUUGCUGGAGGUACUCUUAUUGGGGGUAUCAAAAAUAUCAUUAUGGUUGGAGUAACCGAGGUGUCCGUGAAGACAUACGCUAGGAAGCUCCAGGAGGCUAAGCUCACCUGCAGGAUCAAAGGAGACGCUCAGGCCACCUGGAUUAGGUGGUACAAAAAGACCGGUGAAACAGACACUACAGUAGAUAGCAAGCUUUACUCGACCAAAUACUCUUCCACCAAGCUUGAAACAACGAGUACAGUAACUUGGAGCAGUGCUACAGAGGACUUGAGCGGUAAUUACUUCUGCAAGGGGCUCUACAGUGCCGGUUAUGUCACUUCUAAAGACAUUGUACUUGAAGUGCUAGACGUUGGUGUCUUGUCAGCUCCAACUGAUACUAAUGUAAAGGCUGGUGCUGCGGCAACCUUCUCUUGUGAUGUCACCAAAAACGCGGAGUUUGUUCCGACUGUGUCUUGGUUUAAGGAUACCGACGUUGAGAAUGUUUUGGUUGCGGAGGCCGAGAAAAGGACGAUCACUGCUACUGAGAAAACUGAUUCCACUCUCUCUGUGUUGGUUCUGUUGAAAGUUGAAGUCGCUGACAAAGGACAGUACUAUUGUGAAGCUCAGUACGCUGACGACGCUAAAACUAAAGUCACCAGCACAGAAGCUACACUUUUCGUCAGAACAAUAACUGCGGGGCCAGUGGAGACCUGGGCUGGCUUUGGACAGUCAGUCACCUUCACAUGCUCCACUGGUGGUGACAAACCCAACCAGAUGAAGUGGUACAAGUUCGUUGAUAACAAGGACGAUGUCAUCACUACAGGGGGGAAGUUCGUCAUAUCUGACGGACUAUACGACGAGGACAAACAAACUUUCUCAUCUUUCUUGACUGUGAAUGGCUUGACAGCGGAUGCCGAGGGUGAUGCCACUAAAGCAGCCGACAAAUUGGAGGUACCGUACAAAUGCGGGGCACAUUGGGAAACACCAUUAAUCGACAUCAUUGCUGACAAAUCAGGAUCACUCCACGUCACCCGUGCCCACUUUUUGGAAACGUACGGUAUACAAGGAGCAAAAAGCAUUCUGCGAUGUGAAGUUGAUGCUGGAAGUGUGUCGGGCAACGCGGUAGAAAAAGUUACAUUCAAGGAUUUGAACGAUCCAAACGACGAGAAAAUAGGUGUAAUAGACGGUGAAACGGAAACUUCUGCUGGCUUCAGCGAAGUCCAUAAAUACGAGAUUGCCUCCACUUCGAAAGAUAACUUUGGACGGUACACAUGUUCUGUAACGUUUCAGCAAGUGAAAACCUUGAUCACCUCUGAUGUCGGCCAAUUUUCAGAAAUUUCGUACAAGGUUCAGCCAUCUGGAGGCACCUAUUCUAUUGGGGAUACUAUAACACUAAUGGCGGCAUUGACUAAAAUUGGCUCUGUGAAAGAUGACACGACUUGGAUUACAGCUAAGGUGUCGGAGAAAGGAGGAGAGGAAAUUGCAGCUAAAGUGACCACAACGCGCCAGUACGAUAUUGACGUUGAGUGGUCUAUAACCGCGACCUAUGCGGCUUCUGGCACCUACUCAAUGGUGGUCACGUACGGCACAUUCGGAGACAUCGUAUCUGAGAACAUCACUAUAUCUGUUGUUGGUUGGGUUGCGGAUGGUCAGCCCAAAAAUAGUAUCUCCUUCAUCAACUCAGGAGCAGCCUUCACCUGUAAAUCACAGGGAGUAGGCUCUGCUAAAUACGACUGGAUAGCAAACGGGCAGGGAGUAGCAGAUGAUGACAACUACAAGAUUGUGACUCAAGAGGCAGAUAGUGAUGGAGUGACAGUGUCGACACUUACUCUGAACAAUAUAAAGUCCACCAUGGAGGGUUCCUACCAGUGUAAACCGCAAUAUGGUUCCUUUGAGUUGAGCGGUGUGCCCGGCAAUCUAACUGUCCUCAAGUUUGAAGAUCAGCUCAAGUUCACUAAGAUAGUAUAUGAUACUAAGCUCGAGCUGAUGUGUUCCAUUCAAAAGAGGUUCAACCCGGCAGUAAAGUUAAAGUUCCUUUCAACGGACACAAAAGCGGUCACUUACCCAGCUUUUACUGAAACAAAAGAAGGCAAGAAAGAUGAACUGACAGUGACACAAUAUAAUUAUGUUGUCGAGAAAGCACAGCUGGGGAACGCCGGAAAGUAUCAAUGUAUCGGAACCUACGAGGAAAAGGAAGGAGCGUUAUCAGCCGGACAGACCGUGUCUCACGAUGAGUCCGUUGUUAUCCUUGGUCUGCUACAACAGCCUACAUCACAACACGUUGGGGUAGGAGAAGAUGUCACCAUCACUGCGGUCUACAAGGGAGACGCCCCCGCCCAAAUCGUCACCUGGCAGAGUCGUACUCCUAAAACCACCACCGUUGAAGCCUCCGACUGGAAGGAUCUGGCUAUAGAUAAUUUUAAGCUCACCACUAGCGCUAUACAAUACGACACAGACGAAAAGACCAGUGCUUCGACUCUAGUCGUGAAUGAUGUGAACAGUGACGAUGAGAAGGACUAUAGGGCUGUAGGGAUUUAUAGGACUGGUGAUAUUGCUUUCGAGGUUGAAACCAACCCUAUCAACAUCAUUAUCAAAUACGAAAGGUUAGCAUCAGUAUUUGGUCUGAAAGGACAAACCUCGUUACUAACCUGCUCCUACGAUGGUGCUGAGACCCCCACAAAAAUGGAGUUUUUCUCUGGGGACGCGUCCACGGAGGGUGACCCUUGGAGUAAGGUUUCAGGAGAUCGGUUCACAGCCAGCGCCAUUAAAAAGGAGGGCACUGGAAGCUCAAGAUCCAUUCUGAGCAUUGCUGAGACGACAGUGUCUGAUGAGAAGGACUAUAUUUGUCGUGUAACUUACACCAAAACGAACCCUACCACUGGCUCCAGCGAGACAGUGUUACAAACUGACGUUGCUACAGUUUACGUUAUCCAGAGAUUGGCAAGUCCGACGAGUAGUUUCUUCAAAGAGGAAAACGAUGCCACAAUAUCCUGUAAAUUCAAGGGAAACAACAAGGCAACCUUAGUUAACUGGUACAAGUCGGAGGACCAAGGGAAAUCUUAUAAACUGUUCAAUGGAGAAUCUGGCAGGGUGUCUCUGAGCGAUGUUAAUUACGACCCUCCCGCGCUCACAUCCCUCUCAACCGUUGAAUUUUUAAGACUUAUAGCGGACGACACAGGCUUUUACAAGUGCCAAGUCACGUACGUCUACCAGAACGGGACAGCAACCUACUCCACCAACUUUGACUCGGAGAUCGGAGAACUGUACAUUGUGAGCUUCCAGAUGGAUCUGUUGACUAGCUCUUACAAUGGGGAGGGAUCAGCAGUGACACUCAGUGUUAUCACCAAGGGUCCUAAUGAGCCAAAAUCCGUCGCCUGGUCUUUUAGAAAGGACGAAGGAACGAAAGAAGAGGAAAAGAAAGACGGUGUUGCUAUAACUGAUGGGGUCGGUGGGAUCACAAUCAAGGACAGCUACAGUGAAGCGACGCUUGAAGCGUUCAGCACUGUAACCAUAACUAACGCUGGCAAGGACAAUAGAGGGGAGUAUUAUGUAGAGGUGGAGUAUUCGCAGGGAGAGGAGAACAAGGAGCUCACUUCCAAGGAGACUUAUGUCGAUGUUAUUGGCACGUUCAUGAACAUAUCCAACUCUGUUGUAAUUGAAAACGCUGGUGCUUCGGAGACUAUCACGUGUCAGUUUAAGAGUGGUAAAACUCCGGUCGUUUCACUGGAAAAGAGAACCUCCGAUGGCACAUGGGUUGACGUAGCUGGUGCUGGAAUUGGGGAGUGUAAGGAGCCGACCCUGGGAGAAGGAGAAACCAAGGAGGCGUUAGUUCACACCUGUUUAAAGACCAUAACACGUAUCACAGCACACACUGGCGAGUACAGGUGCCUAGCUACCUACGAAACUCAAUACAAGUUCAGAUCAAAGGAGACAAAAAGUCUAGAAGUUGUGACCUUGACAACCUUGUCAGGAAAUGCUUACUUCCUCGACGGGCAAGAGCGAACACUGACCGCCACCGUUGAAACACCUAGCUUCCCUAAAGAAUCUUACUUCAAUCUUAUCACGCCGAAAUCGGGAGAAGCUGAGGCAAUUGUGGAGAAGCUGGCAGUGGUGGCUGUAUUUGGAUCAAAUAACGUAAAGUUGACGUUGAAGAAGCAGUUUGUGGCCGCUGACAACACCAAAACGGGUCAUUUUGUUGUGGAUCUGGACACAGUAAAGUUACAAUCAGUUGCAAUACAGUUCGUCGAAUUGAAAGACGCAAUAACAGCAAUAAUAACGGACCCAACCGACACGUCGGGACUUGGCAGGGGUGCAAAGCUGACGAUGACUUGUGAGACCAAGUCAAGUGACGACAUGGAUGUUACCGAGCGACCUACGAUCGCUUGGUCCCUGGAUGGAGCCGGGUUGUUACCCGCCACCACCGUUACCAGCACAAGAGCUGACGGCAAGCAGAAGUCCGUAGUGACUAUGGCGGAAAUGAGCCCUGCUGAGAGUGGGUCCUACGUUUGCACUGCUGUGUAUCCCAAUGUUGGCAGUGUGACAACAGCAGCAACACUCAAUCUAGCGGGCAUUGUCUCCGCUCCACCAACUGUAUGGGUCACAAUAGGUAACAAGGCGGAAGUAAAGUUCAGUGUGUUGGAAGCGUCAACACGGCCCACGAUCAGGUGA